UCCUCUGUUCGUUCAUUUAUGGUUGUUGCGAUCGGAAGGAAAAAGGGGGUGAUGGCGAUGGCGGAAGCGAUAUUCCUUGACGGCGUCUGCAACAAGAACAUGAUGCAGUUGAAGCUCAACGUCGUCCUCUUCCUCGUCUGCUACAAUGACAACUUAUUUUAGCGACGUCUGUGUUGGUUCAAUUGCAUGUCGGCUUGAGAAAAAGGAAGGAGGGGCUGUGUCUAUUUACAUUAUGAUCCUAGGUGUUUGGGCACCAUACCGUCGGCUUGGAAUUGGCACAAAAUUGUUGAAACAUGUGCUCAAUUUAUCGGAGAAGCAGAAUAAUAUAUCAGAUAUAUACUUGCAUGUGCUGACAAAUAAUGAAGAUGCAAUUGCCUAAUACAAGAAGUUUGGAUUUGAAAUUGUAGAUACGAUACAAAAUUACUAUGUGAACAUCAGCCCACCAGAUUGUUAUGUUGUAAGAAAAGAAGUUCAUGCUAAGAAAUGAUCCCUACAACUCAGUUAUUCAAGGCCACAGGAUGACAUACCUGCAACUAAACUCAGUUACUCAGUAUUUAGGGUUGUUGUUGUAGCUCCACUCUAUGUAUCUGUGGAAAUUGUGAAUCUCGAGCAGAACACUACAUUUUGCUGACAAUGGAAGUGGUUUAGUGUGAGUUUUGCUGGUCCAGACUAACAAAAUGAUUGGUAAUGAGUAGCCGCACCUUUCAGAUCUCUCGUGUCUGAUUUGAUGAACGAGAU
Molecule: messenger RNA, 738 nt
Organism: Zingiber officinale
Lineage: Eukaryota; Viridiplantae; Streptophyta; Magnoliopsida; Zingiberales; Zingiberaceae
Product: N-alpha-acetyltransferase 50-like
Exons: 3
Coding region: 146-379 (77 amino acids)
Biological process (GO): mitotic sister chromatid cohesion
Cellular component (GO): NatA complex; cytoplasm
Molecular function (GO): N-acetyltransferase activity
Source: RefSeq, a predicted model, not a curated record